This is a messenger RNA of Ichthyophthirius multifiliis, 2421 nucleotides long. RefSeq lists its product as hypothetical. Lineage: Eukaryota; Ciliophora; Oligohymenophorea; Hymenostomatida. The transcript is spliced from 4 exons. The record is from RefSeq and is a predicted model, not a curated record.
AUGGUUGGUACUAGUCCUAAAUUAUAUUUAACAAAUUUCUUAGAAAGAACUACAAAUACAGAAAUCUAAAAAGUUUUUUAAGUCCAUACUCAAAAGCUAAAAAUAAAUUAUGGAUUUGUUGGACUUCCUUAAUAUUACAUAUACACUUCUUAAUACAAACGAGACCCAAAAUGCGGUUCAUAAUAAAUAUUUUAAACCUUAGGUGAUACAUAUGAUACGUGUAAAUUAUGCCAAGGAACUUAUUUUUCCACUAUAGAUAAUGCCUAAAUAAAGAUCCUAUAAUAAAACGAAAGAAUAAUUUACAAUAGUGAAAUCUCUCUCUACACAAUCAAAAACGCAAACAUUUAAAUCCCCAAAAUAAUCGUAAAAGCCUUCCAAACACUCUGGAAUUGUAACAAUCCAGAUAACAAUAUUCCAUUAACCGGUAGUUUUGAUUUUAUUACAGAAGAAAAACUACUUGAAACUAGCAUUUAUGGUUUUAAAAAAUUGUGCGAAGGUUGUUAACAAGAAGGAUGUCUUUAAUGUUCUGCUGAAGACUAAAAUAUAUGCUAUCAAUGCCAAUAAGGAUUUUACAAAUAAGGAGAUAAUUGCAUUAAAUGUAAAUCUGAUAAUUGCUCUUAAUGUGAAAUAGAUACAACAAGCGGUGAAGAAAUAUGUAAUGUAUGCGAACCAAAUUUCGUAUUUUUGGAAAAUAAAUGUGUAGAUGAUUGUCCUCCAAAUUACAAGAAAACAUCUAAGGCAUGCCUAAUUUGUGCUGAAGGACAAUACUUAAGUGAAACUGAAUGUCUUCCAUGUCUUUAAUAUUGUAAAGUUUGUAAUUAAAAAAAUGUAUGUUCUGAAUGCUAUCCAGGAUUCAAAAUAGAUAAUGGUUUAUGCAAAAAAGUACCACCAGGACCGUCUUGUGACACUGAAAAAUGUCCCGACGGCUUUUACAGAAUUUAUGAAUAUCCAUUUGAAUGUCUUCCCUGUCAUGUUUCAUGCUCUAAAUGUUUAGCUGGUUCAAAUAAUGAUUGUACAGAAUGCAAAGAUCCCUAAAUCUAUGAACUCCAAAACGGUUUUUGUCUUCAAAAAAUAACUGAAGAACCUCCAAUGUUUUUAGAUUAAGAAGGUUCCGAAAUAUCCUGUUUUUUUACCUGUUCUAAAUGUUCUGACAAUUCUGAAAACUGCGACGAAUGUAAACCUGAUAUGAAUUAUUAUAUUAAAAAUGGCCUUAAAUUCAACUGUUAUUCAGAAUGUCCUAAUGGUUAUAUACCAGAAUCAGAUUCUUCCUCAAGUAAAUAAAUCUAAUGUAUAUUAGACUUAAAUGCAUAAAGUGAAUAAAAAUAAUGCCCUUAUUCUUAGUAUUUAGACCCUUCAACUUAAUCAUGUGCUUCUUGUAAAGACAAUUGUUUAAAUUGUAAUGUUUUGAAUUAAUGUGAUGAAUGUUCUUUGGGCUAUUUUUGGAACAUUGAAGCCGAAGAAUGUGAGGCUUGUCAUUUUUCUUGUAAAAAAUGUAAUGGAAAUUUAUUUUCGGACUGUCUUCUAUGCUCGAACCCAAACCAAUUAUACCCAAAUGAAAAUGGAGUCUGUGAAAAUUCAUCUAGUUCAACACAAGUUUUCGAAGGCGAAUAAAUAAAGGCAGAACAAGACGAAAUUUUCGCAAAAUUAGCUACUUGUGAAUAUUAAAAAGUCGAAGGAUUUAAAUAUAGUGUAGACUUUGAACAAAUAUUUACUUAACAAAACCCUUAAUGGUCCUAAGUAAGUCUUGUAAAAGAAUCAUAAUGCAAAACAGAAUUUUUCAAGCAAAAAUUUCCUGCUUUAACCAUUUUUUUAUCUACUUGUAAAGACCAAGAUUUACAAAGAUCCUUUUUAAUUGGAUAAUAAGGCCAAAUAAGUACUAUUGUAAGCAUAAUUUUGAACUAUUAUGAUGUUCUUAUAGAUGGAAAAAAGGUGAAUCCAGGAAAUUUUGUAAGUUUUGCAAAAAUAAAAGAUUACUUUAGAAUUUAUUACAUAAAAUAAGUAUCUAUUGAUUCAGAUAAUGAGAACAAAUGUAAUUAGUUUGUAUGUGAAGGUAUAAUUGAUUUAAAUUAGGAAGAAUUCUAAACUUCUAAAGGCACGAAAAUUUUGAUUAAAGAAAAGUUGAAUUUAGACUUAGAAGUUAGUUGUUAUGAUGAAGAGUAGAAAAUUACUGAAUUUAAGCUAAAAGAAGUUGAGAAAGCUGUUUUUGGAGCAAAUUAAUCUAUAAAAACAAAUACUUAAUAAUUCUUAAUCUUUUAAAUUUGCGCUAAGGAUAUUACUACAGGAAAAUAAAUCCUUUUAGAAGCACUUGUUUAAAAAUACAUAGGAAGUGGAUUCUAUGAAGAUAUAAAAGAAAGUAUUUGGUGUUAAAUUAAUGAAGACAGAUGCCAAAAAGCUUAUUAAAUUAUUUAAGGUUGUAUUUGA